UUAAUUUCAUUGUUUGAGAGGAGCGACGCUCCGCUUGCAUCCGCUGGGAUCAAACAGCCCCGACAGCGAGAUACCCUUUUGUCAUGGAAAUCAGACCCUGACUCUCAGUCACACGUGGGCUUCAGAAAUGCUAAGAAGUUGAACAUCCAGCCAGGACUUGUAAUACAGAACAGAACGGGUCAAGGAGAUGCUGAGUACAAUCUGACCAGUGUACGACAGGACUCGCUCUCCACGUUUCACUCUCAUCGGCAGUAGGAUAUAUAUAUUUAUAUAUAGCUAGUGCGCACAGUCAAUGCUCUGUAGCACAGUCAGUGCACUGUAGCCUACAGCAUAUGCAGUGCACAUGUAUAUAUUUUCUCGCGCUUAGAAGUAGGCAAGAAGGUCGAGUUUGUUCUUCUUUUGAAAUGGCAAUCAAGUCCUUUUCCUUGAGUGUAAUUCGCUCUGUAUAGAAUACUUUUUUUGUUUUCAAUGUAUAGAAACUAUAUUUAUCACUGUUCUGGUAUCGCGUAGCCUGUUUUUCCAAAAUGCUAGAUUUGGCUCUACGGAUGGUUUUCUGUGCGCUGCUCUGUUCCAUCUCUGCGCGCGCAUCGGGGUGCCCUCUUCGUUGCGAAUGCUCGGAAGCUGCGCACACGGUCAAGUGUGUUUCCAAAGACUUGCGGAGUGUCCCGUCUGGGAUACCAGGGUACACGAGGAAUCUGUUUAUAACGGGAAACCAGAUCAGCAGAAUUGGACCGGAAUCGUUCAAAGGGCUGGACAAUAUAACCACGCUGUCACUGAGUAACAACAGGAUAACAGAGGUAGAGUCUCAGACGUUCUCCGGGUUGCGUUCCCUCCGUUCUCUGGACCUGAGCUCCAACCAGCUGGCUGUCAUCAACCCAGAGGCCUUCACUGUCCCGGGCCACACCAUCAGGGAGCUCAACCUCAGCCGAGCUCUCUACAACCACUCCUCUCUCAUGGACCUGGCUAUGUCUCUUCGCUGGUCCACCCUGGGGGAGCUCCGGACCCUGGACCUGUCAGGGAACAGGCUAAUCUACCUGCCCUCUCACGCCUUCUCCUACCUGGGGGGCCUGCGGAGGCUCAUUCUGGCCAACAACUCCCUGGUGGUCCUCCACAACGGCACCUUCUCUGGGCUGGACUCUCUGGAGCAGCUGGAUCUGACCCUCAACGCUCUACGGACCGUCCAGGAGGAGGGCCUGGCUGAGCUGGACUCUCUGCCCCCCGGGGCAAGACUCCUUCUAGGGGAGAACCCCUGGACCUGUAUCUGUGGCAUGGAGCCCUUCGCUGCCUGGCUCAACUCCUCCCAGGGGCAUGUGGGGGAUGCAGAGGGCCUGGUGUGUGCCUUCCCCUCAGACAUGAGGAACACCUCUCUGCUGAGGCUGGCGGCUGGACAGGCUGGGGCGGGCGGGGACAGGGUGGCGCUGGGGUGCCACAGGGUGGGUGAGGGGGCGGACCUGGCCCUCCAGACUUCCUACGUGUUCCUUGGGAUCGUCCUGGGCUUCGUGGGACUUGUCUUCCUCUUGGUCCUCUACCUCAACCGGCAGGGCAUCAAGAAGAGGAUCAAUGACAUGCGGGAAGCGUGCACGGAGGUGUUGGAGGGAUACCACUACCGCUACGAGCUCGACUCAGACCCCAGGCUCUCACAGGUCUCCACCACAGCAGACAUUUGAUGAUAUCAGGACACUCAAGGGGCUUCCAUGAUUCUUCUUUCAUAAUAAAAAACAUUUGACUUUUUUUCUAUUGCAUUUAUAAGUAGAGAAGAUAAUGUAAAAACGGUACAUAUGAAUUGUCUGUAAAUAUAUUCAUACAGUAAGUAUAUGACUGAGUAUUGUUAUUGUUUUCCCAGUAGCUUUGUCCAUGAUUAAAGCAUGCACUGUCUGAUCUGUAGUCCUUCUCAACCAGUCCUCAUUUUCAGUCCACACAUCGUCUGAGACUGGGGAUUACCCAUGGCUAACAAAUGGGCAUGGACUGUGAAAGAAAACUGUUGUGUGGAUGGGGGACUGACUGACUGUUCUUCUACAUUGAUUUCCCCCUCUUAAAAGCGGGGCUUCUCUGUCUGUCCUAGAAUGAAGUGUCACGUGAAGGAGUGAAACUACAAUUGGACAAUAUCAUUUAUGCAUGUUUUGAUUCUUGGAACUGAGAAAAGAUAUGGAUGAAUAUACUUAAUUCAUGAAGUUGAGUAAUAAAACUAAAGACUGUUGUUAUACAUUUCGCCUGCUAUGACUUUACUUAAGUAUUGUUCUUUGAGGAGAGGUCUUGUAAAUGUAUAUACUAUUGCAACCAAGCUCACGUACAGCCAAAUUAAUCAGCUCAUGAGUUGCAAGUUGUGUGUCACCAACCCCUGUGAAACUUAAGCACAAUGGCUAUGUCUGAAAUUGCACCAUAUUCCCUGUAUGGGCCCUGGUCAAAAGUAGUGCACUUAUAAAGGGAAUAGGGUGCCAUUGGGACACAGCCAAUCUCUCAUUGAGCUCUGAGGGCCAGCUCACCACAGGACUGAGGAGCAGUUCUUUGGACUUCUGUCCCUCUGCCCCAGGGUGCCUGAAAGGAAUCCCAGCAGAUUAGUCUCCAUAGCAUUCCAAAGGGAGGAGAACCUCUCCUCUAAGAUCUCCUAAAAUCAAUUCUCUCUCUCUCUCUCUCUCUCAAUUCAAAGGGCUUUAUUGUCAUGGGGAACAUAUGUUUACAUUGCCAAAGCAAGUAAAAUAGAUAAUAAACAUGAAGUGAAAUUAACAAUCAGAAAUUAGCAGUAAACAUUACACUCACAAACGUUUCAAAUGAGUAGUGACAUUUCAAAUGUCAUAUUAUGGCUAUGUA
Messenger RNA from Coregonus clupeaformis (lake whitefish), 2808 nucleotides. Its product is annotated as trophoblast glycoprotein-like. The transcript has 2 exons. Bases 525 to 1667 code for a protein of 380 amino acids. Lineage: Eukaryota; Metazoa; Chordata; Actinopteri; Salmoniformes; Salmonidae. Gene Ontology annotation, cellular component: plasma membrane. Gene Ontology annotation, biological process: negative regulation of canonical Wnt signaling pathway. The record is from RefSeq and is a predicted model, not a curated record. Gene Ontology annotation, molecular function: protein binding.